AUGGAGAACCGCGUCACUCAUUCCGGAUCGCAUGGUCGUUCUUCUUAUUUUGCAGAAUAUUCAGGAGGAAACCCAGCUCCGCCUCCCUUGUUUUCUUCUCCCGGUCUAGAUGAAGGGGCCUCGCAGGACAUGUUCUACCUCGCCAGAGCUUCUAGCUCUCACUCUGUCGUGGAUCGACAACUCGUGCAUCCAACCCGUGCCCCGAGAAUUGCCACCGACCAGUUUGUUCCAUACGAGCAGUUUUCUCAAGGAUCUUCGCCCAUUCGUUUACAGCGUGCUGCAACCUUUCCUAUUGGUCCCAACGAUGUGCACCUAAGUUUUAUUCCUAUAGUUCCGACAGCACGAGCCCAUGACCAUCUGGAAUCUGUCACUUCCCCACAGCCCGCCCAAGAGAAUGAGCCAGCUCAUUCAUUGCCCCCUCCGCAAGUCCGACUAAGUCCUCCGCCUGCUAGCACGCUACUUGUUCCUGGACCACGCGCACCAAGGGUCCGCAGACCUCCCAAAACAAUGCACCGAUGUUCUGUCUGCGAGAAGGAAUUUCCUCGACCAAGCGCUCUGGCCACACACCUACGAUCCCACAGCCAUGACCAGCCAUAUUCAUGUAACUUUCCAGGCUGCACCCGUUCCUUCAGCGUCCUCUCGAAUGCACGACGGCAUGAAAAAACCCAUUUUCCGAGACAGUCUUCUAGUUCCGCCGCCGCCGAUUCAGAGCAUCCACCGUCUCCUCCCUUGCCAUAUAGCGUCAAUUUCGACAGCAUACAAGUUGCUCCACCCUUCACGCCGCCGCCGCCGCCCCCUUCGGCAUCUGGAUCGAGUCAUCGUGAGCCCGAUGCUGCACCCUACCGCGUCCGAUGGUUAGAACCCAACUACUCCUCACGGAGAAGCAGGUCCAGAAGAGGCUCUGAACGAGAUGACCAGCGUUCUGUGAAAUGA
Mycena indigotica is the source of this 933-nucleotide messenger RNA. RefSeq lists its product as uncharacterized. The coding region runs from base 1 to 933 and encodes 310 amino acids. The transcript has 6 exons. Lineage: Eukaryota; Fungi; Basidiomycota; Agaricomycetes; Agaricales; Mycenaceae. The record is from RefSeq and is a predicted model, not a curated record.